AUGGUCGAGACGUCUCGAUUGAAUUAUGUGCGCAAUCAUCAAAAGCAAUUGAGAUGUGACAUUUACAAUGGUUUGGCCGACGCAUUAUUACGAGGCGAGACUAAUCCAUCCACACAAGGAAAAAGAGUUGUUCUAUCAUCUACUUUUACUGGUGGAGCGCAGUACAUGAUACAGAACUAUCAAGAUGCAAUAGCUAUCUGUCGUUGGGUUGGAUAUCCUGACCUUUUCAUUACAUUUACGUGUAACCCGAAAUGGCCAGAGGUUAUCUGCUUCCUAGAAAAUGGAAGCCUGAAAUCAGAGGACCGGCCUGACAUAUUGUGCAGAAUAUUCAAGGUCAAGUUGGACCAUUUGAUGAAAGAUCAUAGGCAAAAUAAAGUAUUCGGGACUGUCAGAGCAAAUGCUAAGUACCCAACUGGAGAUGACAUAGACCGCAUCACAUCUGCAGAAAUCCCUGAUGAAUCGAUUGAUCCCAAAUAUUAUACUGCAAUGAGAGAUCUAAUGAUUCAUGGUCCAUGUGGCAAUUUGAGAAGCACUCCCCAUGCAUGGUCAAUGGACGAUGCUCUAAGCAUUUUCCAAAAAAAUUUGCAGAGUUUACAAAUGUUGACGAUGAUAGGUACCCAGUUUACCGACGAUGAGAUAAUGUCCAGAUCAAUUAAAUAUCUUUUCAAGUAUGUGAACAAGGGCCAUGAUCGUGUCACAACCAGUUUUUAUCAGACCGCUGCAGAUGAAAACACUAAUAAGCAGGUUGAUGAGAUAAGCAUGUACUAUGAUUGCAGAUAUAUAUCAUCUUGUGAGGCAACUUGGAGGAUGUUUGGUUAUGACAUUCACUACAGGAAUCCCCCGGUUGAGCGCUUAUCAUUUCAUAUACCAAACCAGCAAAAUAUAUUCUUCUCCGACUCUGAUCAUAUUGAUGAUGUUCUUAGUCGUCCUUCGGUUAAGGAAAGUAUGUUCAUUGCUUGGAUGGAUGCUAAUAGAAAGUAUAAAGCUGCAAGGGAACUUACAUAUGUGGAAUUUCCAACUAAAUUCGUUUUGAAACAUGAACAGAGAGAAUGGCUUCCAAGACAACGUGGCUUUUCAAUAGGGCGUAUAUUUUACGUUCCUCCAGGGGAUGUUUGCUAUGCGCUAGGUUUGUUGGAUGACGAUAAAGAGUACAUCGACAGUAUUGUUGAAGCAAGUCAUUGGGGUUCGACGCAAUCGUUGAGAAAUCUAUUCGCAACAUUGUUGGCAUCUGAUUCUUUGUCGAGACCUGAAUAUGUUUGGGAACAAUAUUUGGAACUAAGUGAAGAGGAACUGAAAAAUUAUAUUCUUUUGGAGAUUGAAAAGAUAUUGCGUAGUAGAGGGAAGAGUCUUCGUGAAUUUCAAUCAAUGCCAUUUUCGUACGAGAUCGACAUUUCAUUUUCAAAAAAUAAGCUUAUCCACGAUGAGAUGCAAUAUGAUAGAAGGUCUCUUGCCGAAGAUCACAAGUUGUUUGUUUCCAGACUGACAGAUGAGUAG
Diospyros lotus (date-plum) is the source of this 1494-nucleotide messenger RNA. RefSeq lists its product as uncharacterized. Bases 1 to 1494 code for a protein of 497 amino acids. The record is from RefSeq and is a predicted model, not a curated record. Lineage: Eukaryota; Viridiplantae; Streptophyta; Magnoliopsida; Ericales; Ebenaceae. The transcript is spliced from 5 exons.